This is a messenger RNA of Carica papaya (papaya), 1032 nucleotides long. RefSeq names its product perakine reductase-like. The record is from RefSeq and is a predicted model, not a curated record. Gene Ontology annotation, cellular component: cytoplasm. Lineage: Eukaryota; Viridiplantae; Streptophyta; Magnoliopsida; Brassicales; Caricaceae.
AUGGAGACGGGCAUAGUAAACCUUCCAAUGGUGAAAUUGGGCAAUCAGGGACUUCAAGUGUCUAGAUUAGGAUUUGGUUGCGUGGGACUUUCUGGGUUAUUGAAUGCUCCUCUCCCACAUGAAGUGGGGUGUUCAGUUUUGAAGGAAGUCUUCAAGGCAGGCAUCACUUUCUUUGACACAUCUGAUGCCUACGGUCAAGACCAUGACAAUGAAAUCAUGAUUGCGAAGGCGUUGAAGGAGUUCCCUCGAGAAAAGGUUCAAUUGGUAACAAAAUUCGGACUGUCAAUGUCAGAAGAGGGAAAAUUAGUGGUGAAGGGCAGCCCUGAAUAUGUUAGGAAAUGCUGUGAAGCUAGUCUUAAACGCCUAGAUGUUGACUACAUUGACCUCUAUUUUCAGCACCGAGUGGACACAUCUGUCCCGAUAGAGGACACUAUGGGAGAGCUGAAGAAGUUGGUAGAGGAAGGAAAAAUUAAAUACAUUGGAUUGUCAGAAGCAAGUAUUGAUACAAUAAAAAGAGCUCAUGCAGUUCAUCCUCUCACUGCCAUACAAAUGGAGUAUUCUCUCUGGACUCGUGACAUUGAAGAUGAAAUUAUUCCUCUUUGCCGAGAACUUGGGAUUGGAAUUGUGGCAUAUGGUCCUCUCGGCCACGGCUUCUUUGCCGGCAAGGCAGUAGAAGAAAGCUUGCCAAAUGAGAGUAUGCUGGCUAUGCAUCCGAGAUUCACAGGGGAGAAUCUGGAGAAGAACAAGAUUAUAUAUGGGCGACUGAGCAACCUGGCGGCAAAGCAUGGCUGCACUGUUCCUCAGCUGGCCCUCGCAUGGAUUCUUCAUCAGGGAGACGACAUAGUUCCAAUUCCUGGAACAACUAAAGUGAAGAAUAUUAUAAGUAACAUUGAGUCGAUGGGAGUGAAGCUGAGUGAAGAGAAUUUGAAAGAAAUUAAGGAUGCUGUGCCGAUUGAUGAAGUGGGUGGCUACAGAGAAAUGGAAAUGCUUUCUGAAUAUGUCUGGAAAUUUGCUGAUACCCCACCAAAGUGA